Messenger RNA from Macrosiphum euphorbiae (potato aphid), 2766 nucleotides. NCBI's taxonomy places the organism in Eukaryota, Metazoa, Arthropoda, Insecta, Hemiptera, Aphididae. The record is from the annotation of a GenBank genome assembly.
AUGAACUGGUUAAUGCAUAUAAUUACACUCCAAGUAUUAUCAAAUUUGUUGUGCAUAAGAAGUGAGCCAUGCUUUUGUGAGGAGGUUCGUAUUAUUGAUGGUGAUGUUAGGAAUACUUUUAAGUAUGCCACAUAUAUCGAAUGUGAGUCGUCAAAUUUGGAUUUAAAUUUUAUGGAAUCCUUAACUGAAAUGAAAUGUUUUGAAGAUUACACCAGCGCAACUGUUACAGUUGGCAUGAAUACGGCUGAAAGUUUGAAAUUAGUUGCCAUGAGACUCAAUGGUUGUCUAGAAACUACUUACUUGUCAAAUUUGGAGAGCUUGCACGAGUUAUAUAUUACUCAUACCAAAUUAAUAUUUACAAAUGAAUCGUUUGAAGGAACACCUCGUUUAACAAAAUUAUAUCUCAGACAUAACUAUAUAGAAGAUAUACCUGUGGGUAUGUUCAAACCACUUACUCAUUUAAAAAUAUUAGAUUUAGAAGAUAAUAAGUUAACCACAAUAAAUAGUGAUCUAAUUUAUGGUAUUCCAUUGAUAUAUUUGAAUUUGGACACAAAUUAUUUAACAUCUUUGGACCUAAAUUCUCAGAGUCUGGAGUAUUUGGAUGUAACCAACAAUAGAAUUACUUCUUUAACUGUUGGACGUCUCUAUCGACUUUAUACUAUAUUAUUAAACAAAAAUAUUUUAGUAACAAUGCCUGACCAAACAUUUAAAAACACUUCUUUAACGUCAAUCGAAUUCAGCUAUGGUAACUUUACUACCAUACCUCAAAGAUUUUUAACAAAUUUAGACGGAUUGGGUAAUGUUAAUCUCACGUCAUUAAACAUAAAAAAGGUACCCAAAAAUAUGAUUUGGAAUUCAACAAAUAUUUGGCAAUUAACAUUAGCUUCAAAUUGUUUGACUGAACUACCAGUGAUGUUUUUUCGAGAUGCUACGAAAUUAAAAUUCUUAGAUUUAUCUAAAAAUCAAAUUGAAAAUAUCAAAUAUAAAUUACUGUUACCAUUAAAAAAACUAGAAUUCAUAGAUUUAUCCAAUAAUUUAAUAACUAAAAUUGAAAACUGCGGUUUAUGGCCUUUAAGCUACUUAUUAGAGUAUUUGAAUUCGGAAAGAAAUGUGAUGGCAACUUUUGAACCUGAAAGAUACUAUAAUUUCAAGGAAUUACAAAAAAUAAAUUUGGCUCAUAAUAAAAUAAGUAAAUUGACCUCAUUUGACUCAAAUUAUAGUAUAAUUGAAAUUUUACUUAAUUUAAUUUAUAUUAAUCUAUCAAGUAAUAACUUCACUGUACUCAGAAUACAAGAUAUACAGUACAUAAAUGAAAUUGUCGAAAUUGAUCUUGAAAAUAAUCCAUUAGAAGUAAUUGAUAUGUCAAAUUUAGAAAUAUUUGGUAGUAACAACUUCUUGAAUAAUAGACAUCUAAAGCUGUCUAGUGAUAAAUUCAUUUGUGAUUGUCGUAAUUAUAAGUUUGCAAGAUUUUUACAUUAUAACCAAAUGCCAAAAAUUAAACAAAAAUUGAUUUGCAAUGAUGGAUUGCGUACAGAAUUUUCAGAUGUGAAUAUCGAAAGUUUAAUAUGUGACUGGAAAAUUUUUGAGGAUGUAGACAAGACUGACUGUUUUGAAUGUGAGUGUACUUACCGUCCUCAUGACAAAUCUGCCCUGAUGAAUUGUUCAAAUAGAAAUUUAAUAUUGGCACCGGAAGUAAUAAUUUCAAGUAAAAAUGUUAAUUAUACAGAACUGAAUUUAAGAAAUAAUUCCAUCACUAAGUUACCAAACUAUGAAAAUUUAAACAUCAAGAAGUUAAAUAUUGGUUAUAAUAAUUUAAAUACCAUUAACAUGACGCAGUUACCUAAAAAUCUUACGGAAUUACACUUGGAACAUAAUAAUCUUACAAUGAUUAGUGAGACGAAUUUGACCAAUAUAUUACCCAACUUAAACAACUUAACAAUGAACAGUAAUCCAUGGAUAUGUGAUUGUAAUGCCAAGAAUACUGUCAAUUUUAUUCACAAAUAUAGAUCUAAGAUUUUUGAUUUAAUCAAUAUCACAUGCAAAUCAUCAACUCUGUUAGUUACCCUGAUUGAGGAAGAAGUAUGCCAAGAAAAAUUAAACACUACCAUGAACAAUGUAUCUUUAUUUUCCGUAUCUUUGUUUUUAGCCGUGUUGAGUUCAGCAUUUAGUUUAUGUUUGUUAUGGUUGUUGUAUAGUUACAACCAGACUAAAAUCAAAAUAUGGCUGUACUCUCAUAACAUAACAUGGCCAAUAUCUGAAGAAUCUCUCGACCAGGAUAAAAAAUAUGAUGCAUUUAUUAGUUUCUCUCACAUAGACAUAGAACUAGUUGAAAAGCAUUUAGUACCAGGCUUGGAAGGAGGCAGCUCACCGUUUAAACUUUGUCUUCACUAUAGAGACUGGGUAGUCGGUGAUUGGAUUCCUAAUCAAAUUGCUCGGUCAGUUGAUGAAUCUCGAAGAAUUAUUAUUGUAUUAUCACAAAAUUAUUUAGAGAGUGUUUGGGGUCGUACAGAGUUCAGAACAGCUUAUUCUAGUGCUCUGAACGAACGCCGCAGUCGUAUAAUCGUCAUACUUUAUAAAGACAUAUCAGAGAAAGAUUUAGAUUCAGAGUUAGAAGCAUAUCUGUCCAUGAAUACUUAUAUUAAAUGGGGAGAUCGUUGGUUUUGGCAGAAAUUGAGAUAUGCUCUUCCGCAUAGACCAGCUACGAAAAACAAAACUAGAGCUAAGAUAAUAGUACCAGAUAAAUUAAAUUCUGUUCGGUUAACAUAA